CUGAUUUAGCUGACGUACACUACCGGUAAAGAAAUAAGCAUGGCGUCGAGUAUUAUUAUUAAUCGAGGCGCGUUAAUGUUUGGAACAUAUUGCCAACAUUUGAGUUGGAAUGUUACAGUCACGCAGGUUCGAGGGAUAAAACGUUGGAUGAGGGCCUACACACACCUAAUGGCAAGAAAGUUAAAGCUUGAAGGUCCUCCACCUCCGAAACCAAGAUCUCAACACCCAAAUUGGGAUUAUCAUGCUGAGGUUCAGGCUUUCAGCACCCGCCUCCAUGAGAACUUUUCCCUGGAGCAAUUGAAAACAGCGUUCAUAAAUCCCUGUUACUUACAGGCAGAGCUGAAAAAGAGACAAGACAUCGGCAUAGACUCUGAGAUCACUGCUCUUUCUCUGAAUGAUAAUAUUGAGCUGAGUGCACGGGGAGAUGCCUUCACAACAAGCUUCCUCACGGAUUGGUGCAGGGCAAGCUUUCCCAGCCUGCCAACACAAGGGGUGGAGAGUAUUGUGAGACACCUCACCAGUGUACCCCUAGUAAGCAAUGUUGCUCAAAAUCUUGGCAUUGAGGAUCUAACCAUGAGUUUAGAAUUCCCCGUCCCGGACAAUGUGCUUCAUUCUACAUUCAUGGCAGUGAUUGGAGCACUUCUUGACAGCAGUGGAACACAGCGUGCAGGGUAUUUCCUCAGGGAUUUCCUCGUUUCCCAGCUAAUUGGAAAAGACUUGUUUGAUAUGUGGACAGUGGUCAAUCCUAUGGGCAUUCUGGUGGAGGAACUCAAGAAGAAGAAUGUUCCCCUACCAGAGCCCCGCCUCAUCAGGUCUGCUGGGUCCAGCACUGUUCUGCCGCUCUAUUUUGUUGGUUUGUACAGUGAUAAGAAGCUCCUGGCCCAGGGUCCAGGUGAGACACUUAUUGCGGCAGAGGAGGAGGCAGCUCGUGUGGCCCUGCGGAAACUCUACGGCUACACUGAAGAUCGCAGACCCUUCGACUUUAGUCCACAACCACAGAACGAGCGUCCUUUACUUCAAACAGUUAGCAGCAAUUAAUAUAUCAAGAAUGUUUGGGUUGCUAAUUAUAGCUAGGGAACAUCUUCCCUACUUGGUGUCAGUAAAACAAUGUACUUAUAUUGCUCAUUGUCUAUCUUGUGGUUUUUAUAUGUCUAUCCAAAAAAAACACAAUAUUCAUUAAGAUUCAAGUUUUGUAUUGAAUACAAGAACAUCGGAUCAUGUUAAAAAAAUUCCUUGUCUUUUUAUUAAAUAUCCAAUGUAAAUAUGA
This is a messenger RNA of Syngnathus typhle (broad-nosed pipefish), 1267 nucleotides long. RefSeq names its product mitochondrial ribosomal protein L44 (gene mrpl44). Gene Ontology annotation, biological process: rRNA processing; regulation of gene expression; primary miRNA processing. Bases 40 to 1038 code for a protein of 332 amino acids. NCBI's taxonomy places the organism in Eukaryota, Metazoa, Chordata, Actinopteri, Syngnathiformes, Syngnathidae. Gene Ontology annotation, cellular component: nucleus. The record is from RefSeq and is a predicted model, not a curated record. The transcript has 5 exons. Gene Ontology annotation, molecular function: ribonuclease III activity; double-stranded RNA binding.